Molecule: messenger RNA, 2816 nt
Organism: Trifolium pratense (red clover)
Lineage: Eukaryota; Viridiplantae; Streptophyta; Magnoliopsida; Fabales; Fabaceae
Product: auxin response factor 9-like
Exons: 13
Coding region: 451-2580 (709 amino acids)
Biological process (GO): regulation of DNA-templated transcription; response to hormone
Cellular component (GO): nucleus
Molecular function (GO): DNA binding; protein binding
Source: RefSeq, a predicted model, not a curated record
GUGGUUUAUGUCUGAAUGAAUGUAUGUAUGUGUGAAGUCAUUCCAACCAAACAACUAACGCCGUUUCAUUUUCCAUUAAGCUUCUCAUAAACACAAACAACAACAACAACAAACCAAGCGUCGUUUGAAACUGCUUCUGUUACUGUUUUCUUUUCUGUAACCGUUUUCAUUCGAUUAUUGCUUCUUGUUACUAGCUACUACUACAAUACAACUACUUAGUGGUUGGUUCUACGUUAUAACAAACAAAAUCAGAUUAUUGAUUCUUCUUCUAAUUCUGAUUCUGAUUCUCAGUUUGUUAAUUUCUUCAACAACAAAAAAACGAGAUCUCGUUAUUAUUAUUCUCUCUUCUAAUUGGUUCAAAAGAAACCUUAAUUUCGAAGAAAUACAACAAGAGUGUUGUUGUUUCUGUUUUUGUCUUUUUGAGUUUUUUCUCUUGUUGACUUGUUGAAUAUGAUGUUGAAUUGUUCGUCAAAUGUUUCAGCUGAAGUUGGUGGUUGUUCGAAUGAAGAACUAUGGAAAGCGUGUGCUGGACCAUUAGUGGAUGUUCCUCGUACUGGUCAAAGGGUUUUAUAUUUCCCUCAAGGACACAUGGAACAAUUAGAGGCUUCUACUAAUCAAGAACUGAAUCAGAAUAUCCCUUUGUUGAAACUUCCUACACAGAUCCUUUGUCGCAUCGUGAAUAUGAAUUUAUUGGCUGAACAAGAAACGGAUGAGGUUUAUGCACAGAUUACUUUAGUUCCGGAACCAAAUCAAGAUGAGCCAACAAUUCCUGAUCCGGUCGCUGAUGAACCUCCGAGGCCGAAGAUUCACUCAUUCUGCAAGAUCUUAACUGCUUCGGAUACUAGCACACAUGGUGGCUUCUCUGUUCUCAGAAAACAUGCUACAGAAUGCCUUCCUCCUUUGGAUAUGUCACAACCGACACCAACUCAAGAAUUGGUUGCCAAGGAUCUUCAUGGUUAUGAAUGGCGCUUUAAGCAUAUAUUUAGAGGUCAGCCGCGCAGACACCUACUCACAACUGGAUGGAGUACUUUUGUGACUUCUAAAAGAUUAGUUGCUGGUGAUACCUUUGUGUUUUUGAGAGGGGAAAACGGGGAAUUACGUGUUGGAGUGAGGCGUCUUGCUCGUCAGUCAAGUAGCAUGUCAUCAUCUGUGAUUUCUAGCCAAAGCAUGCACCUUGGAGUUCUUGCAACUGCCUCGCAUGCUGUUGCAUCUCAGACACUUUUUGUUGUAUAUUAUAAGCCGAGGACGAGCCAGUUCAUCGUAAGCGUGAACAAGUACUUGGCAGCUGUGAAUAAUAAGUAUACUGUCGGCAUGAGGUUCAAGAUGAGGUUUGAGAGUGAUGAUUCUGCUGAGUCUGACAAAAGAUUUUCCGGUACCAUAAUUGGAGUGGCCGAUAUGUCUCCCCAUUGGCCAAAUUCAAAAUGGCGAUCACUUAAGGUUCAAUGGGAUGAACCUGCAGCUAUUUCAAGACCUGACAGGGUUUCACCAUGGGAGAUAGAACCGUUUGUUUCCUCAGCUUCGACACCCUCAGUGCAACCUACCACUGUGAAGACAAAAAGGCCUCGACCACCGAGUGAAAUUCCCGACGUUGACACAACAUCGGCUGCCUCUAUCUACUGGGAUGCUAGACUGACACCAACCGAUAAGACACAACGUAGCGUUUUAGCUGAAAGCCAAAAAAGCGAUAACACUGGUUUGUGGCAUCUUAAGAAAACUGAUACUAUGAAUAGUAAAAGCAACAGCAACACUUUAUUUAGGAAUCAUACAGAAGGAAGUUGGCUGUCUUCUCCCCGUUCUAGCUGUCCUUCUCAUUUGCUUCACGACACGACCGAUGAUCGUGUGCACGAUCAAGUUGACAAGGACAACAAAGCCGAAACUGCUACAAGUUAUCGAUUGUUUGGAAUCGAUCUUAUUGAUCAUUCCAAAAAUCCGGCUGCUCUAGGGAAAGGAUCAUCACAUGUCGCAAACAUAACUGGAGUUACCACUGAAGUUAGUUCCAGUACUUUGUCCAGCAUCGAUACUGGCCGUAAGUCUGACAUCUCAAAGGCUGUUUCUAUGGAGAAGAAACAAGAAUUGCAACUAGUAUCACCGAAGGAGCCUCAAAGCAAGCAAAUUUGUAGCAGAAGCCGCACCAAGGUAUUGAACAUAGCAUAUAUAUUUAGACAACAGUUUAGAUUUAUUUUAUUUUAUUUUAGUUCAAUAAGAUUAGUUUCUGAUAUAAACCUUCUAUUGUCGUUCAAAACCUUCGUAAAGGUUCAAAUGCAGGGUGUGGCAGUUGGACGCGCUGUGGAUUUGGCUACAUUGAAUGGGUAUGAUCAACUUAUUGGUGAAUUGGAAGAGUUGUUUGACAUCAAGGGACAGCUUCAACAUCGGAAUACAUGGGAAAUUGUCUUCACUGAUGAUGAAGGAGAUAUGAUGCUCGUCGGAGAUGAUCCAUGGCCUGAAUUUUGUAACAUGGUGAGAAGAAUCUUCAUUUGUUCAAGCCAAGAUGUGAAGAAGAUGAAAACAGGAAGCAAACUUCCAAUCUAUUCUUCGAUCGAAGAAGGGACUGUAAUAAGUUCAGACACAACUCAAACAUGAAACCAUGACAUUAUUUUCUUGUCCUUUUUACCUUUCUGUUUGUUUGUCAGCAUCAAACUGUUGAUUUUAUUGUUUGCGCGACAAGGAAGUUGAAGUUGAUCUUAUGUUAGCUAUUAUUUAGAUGUGAAGCACUAGCUAAUUUGAUAACUUAAUUUGUAGAGACACAACAUUGAUUGUGUUAGAAAGACCAAAAUAGAAUUUGAUUUUAUUUUAAUAAAUUUUGUGGAUAUGUCAAA